Molecule: messenger RNA, 744 nt
Organism: Caenorhabditis bovis
Lineage: Eukaryota; Metazoa; Nematoda; Chromadorea; Rhabditida; Rhabditidae
Source: the annotation of a GenBank genome assembly
AUGGACGACAGCCUUGCUUCAGCAACGGAGGAGAUCCGCGAAUCCCUCGACGACAAGAUGCCGUGGAAACAACUGAUGACUUACGAUCAUGCCAAGCGACGCCUCGAGACGGGGGUUCGAAAACAGGUUAUGUCAAGAAUUCAUCGGCAGGCUCCGACAGGACGCCUCGUUCAUCAACCAUCGAGGACGCAGUCCAAAAGGCAAGAACACUGGAGAAUGUGCUGCCGGCUCAGAGGUGUAACAGAGAAGGUCACGUGCAACGCAAUUGCCCGAAUCGACCACGACCCAACGACGACAGGUUCGACCGAGGAUACCAACGACACGACUGCUCACAGGGCGUAUCGAGUGGUAUGCGUGCAAACCGUCAAAAUUGAACCAAACACCGAACGGCUGAUACCAGCGACACUGCAAGAGACAGGCGUUCGUGCUUGUCUUCUUAUCUGCCCUUACCCCUCUGCUGCUUGUUCCCCUGGCGAAGAAGAGGUUCGACGACCACACUGGCCGACGUGCAGUCAACGGAGCACACGUCAUACCUGCUUUGGCGGCACCUACAACGGACGGCAUCAAUUUCGCCACGGUGCCACUAUCCACAACAAUGUGUGUUUGGUCGCCACAAUCAUGAAGAUCCGAGCCACCAUCAUAACUGAACAGAUACAGGACCCCACCAUCAGCAGGAUCAAGCAAGAGUUGGCACAGCAUCCGAUCAUCAAGAACAAGAUCUACCGACUAUUCUCGGAACUCUAG